Messenger RNA from Onychostruthus taczanowskii (white-rumped snowfinch), 2070 nucleotides. RefSeq names its product kelch domain containing 8A (gene KLHDC8A). The record is from RefSeq and is a predicted model, not a curated record. Gene Ontology annotation, molecular function: protein binding. Bases 288 to 1340 code for a protein of 350 amino acids. Lineage: Eukaryota; Metazoa; Chordata; Aves; Passeriformes; Passeridae. The transcript is spliced from 7 exons.
CAUCUUCCAGAGGGGGAACAGCAGCGCCGCUGGAUUUACGCGGAUUUAUUUUGUUUUAUUUUUUUUUCCCCCUCUUCCCACGCAGCAAUUCCCAACCCCGGCUGCUCCCGGCAGCCCGGCAGGGAGUGGGAGGAAGGGGAUGCUCGGAGGAUUUGGGAAAAUCCGGAGCAUUUCCAGCCAUGCUCCACCGGAGCUGCUCGCUCUCUGCAUGAGCUGCUGAGGCGGCUCUGGAGCCGCAGGAUUGAUGGAGAGGCGCUGAAAGCACCAACCCCUUCCCGGCGGCCGCCAUGGAGCUGCCCAGCACCAAAGACUUCCAGUGGAAGUCUCUGGCGCCGCUGCCCAGCCGCAGGGUGUACUCCACGCUGGUGGAGGCGGGCGGGCAGGUCUUCGCCGUGGGCGGCUGCGACGACAACGGCGUCCCCGUGGCCUCCUUCGAGGCCUACUCGCCCGAGGCCGACCAGUGGGCAUCGCUGCCCGCCAUGCCCACGGCCAGGGCCGGCGUGGCCGUCACCGUGCUGGGCAAGAGGAUCAUGGUGAUCGGCGGCGUGGGCGCCGACCAGCUGCCGCUGAAGGUGGUGGAGAUGUACAACACGGACGAGGGGCGCUGGAGGAAGCGCAGCUCGCUCCGCGAGGCCGCCAUGGGCAUCUCGGUGGCGGCCAAAGAUUACAGGGUGUACGCAGCGGGCGGGAUGGGCUCGGACCUGCGGCCCCACAACUUCCUGCAGCACUAUGACGUGCUCAAGGACAUCUGGGUGUCCCUGGCUGCCAUGCCCACCCCCCGCUACGCGGCCACGUCCAUCCUGAGGGGCACCAAGAUCUACGUGCUGGGAGGAAGGCAAUCCAAGUACGCCGUCAACGCCUUCGAGGUCUUCGACACGGACACGCGCUCCUGGACCAAGUUCCCCAACAUUCCCACCAAAAGAGCCUUCUCCAGCUUCGUGCCCACCGAGGAGAAGCUCUUCAGCCUCGGGGGGCUGCGCCAGGGCCGGCUCUACCGGCAGCCCAAGUUCAUGAGGACCGUGGACGUGUUCGACCUGGAGCAAGGGGGCUGGAUGAAGACGGAGCGCUCCUGCUACCUGAAGAAAAGGCGAGCAGACUUCGUGGCCGGAUACCUGAGAGGCAGAGUUGUCGUGGCUGGGGGCCUGGGGAAUCAGCCGACAGUGCUGGAGUCGGCAGAGGCUUUCCACCCCGAGAAGAACAAGUGGGAGAGCCUGCCCCCCAUGCCCACCCCGCGCUGCGCCUGCUCCAGCAUCGCGCUGCGGGACUGCCUGCUGGCCGUGGGGGGCGUCAGCCAGGGGCUCAGCACGGCCGUGGAGGCCCUGUGCCUCUCUGACUCCUGAAUCCCACCGGGAACGCGGCCCUGUGCCUCUCUGACUCCUGAAUCCCACCGGGAACGGGGCCCUGUGCCUCUCUGACUCCUGAAUCCCACCGGGAAUGGGGCCCUGUGCCUCUCUGACUCCUGAAUCCCACUGGGAACGGGGCCCUGUGCCUCUCUGAUUGCUGAGAAUCCCACCGGGAACGGGGCCCUGUGCCCCUCUGACUCCUGAAUCCCACCGGGAACGGGGCCCUGUGCCCCUCUCUGACUCCUGAAUCCCACCGGGAACGGGGCCCUGUGCCUCUCUGACUCCUGAAUCCCACCGGGAAUGGGGCCCUGUGUCUCUCUGACUCCUGACUGGAAUACUUCUGGAGGAGAAUCUCACCUUGGACAUUGCCCUGUGCCUCUCUGACUCCUGAUCUGAGCCCACCUGAGGGGACAUCCCACCUUGGACAGGGCCCUGUGCCUCUCUGAUUCCUGAUUGGAACUCCCUGGAGGAGAAUCCCACCUGGAACAAGGCCCUGCCCCUGCUGUCCCCAGCAGUGGCAGUGGGGACAGUGCUGGCAUCUCCCAGGACUGGGACAGCACCAUCCAGCUGCUGCAGGGGCCUGGCUGCUCCUCCAGAAACACAUCCAGGGAUUCUGGUGCCUCCCUUCCUGGCACUGCUGUCCAUGAGGAACCCCCACACUGGCCAGGGGUCCCCUCCUGUCACUGUCACAGCUCCAUGGGGACACCCCCCAGCCAGGGGAACUGCU